This is a messenger RNA of Coregonus sp. 'balchen', 1218 nucleotides long. The record is from the annotation of a GenBank genome assembly. Lineage: Eukaryota; Metazoa; Chordata; Actinopteri; Salmoniformes; Salmonidae.
AUGGAGAUCGGCCGGGGGAGGUAUGGCAAGGUGUUGCUGGUCACCCGUCGCUGCAGGGGUAAGUAGCCUACUCAUAGUUUCAUAGGUUGAAAUACUAUACGCUUUUCUUUGGUUCAAUGACACCAUUAAUGAUUAAUUGAUUUCACGUAACUUGAAAGUGGUUGAAAUGUUUCAUAUCAAAUGAUUCUUAGAAUUGGCUUCCUAGUGUGGUGGACUUCCAAUUCUGGCAGAAAAAUCAGCUGAUAUCAUUUAUACUGUCUGCUAUAUCUACACUGUUGUCUACUGUGUUUUCUACAGUGGUCUACAGUGGUCAAAACAUUGCCUAUGGUCAUAACAUUUUGCCAAGUUGUUACAAAAAUGCAAGCUGUCCUGAUAAAGCCUUUAUAGACACUAAUACAAUGUAUUCUGUCUUCUAACUGGACGGACAGUUUCUGGUCAAAAACCUAAUAUGGUCAGUGGUCACUUUUGGAAAGUUGUUAUGAAAAUGUAAAUAGAAACUAUGGAUGUUUUGCAGGAACACCGAUGGCUUUGAAGGUGAUACCAAAAGCCUCCACCAAGCUCCAGGGAUUCCUGCGGGAGUACUGCAUCUCCUUGCACCUGUCCUGCCACCACUGCAUUGUGGGUCUUUUCGGAAUCGCCUUCCAAUCCAAUGAGCACUAUUGCUUUGCCCAGGAGCUUGUUAUUGGGAGGGACCUUUUUGCCGUCAUCCAACCGAAAGUAAGAGAGUAAAUUUAACUCAUUGUUUGAUUUUGAUAUAGUAAAUUAUUUGACCUAUAAAGUGUUUUAGAAUAAAAUUACAAUGUGCAUGUUAUCAAUGUUUACCCCUUUGAGUGUCCAUAAACUCAAUGUGUUGUCAAAAAAAAUCCAUAUGGACUGUACAGUCUUCUAAUUCACAUGUUAGACAGGUACAAUGAUCGCAGAAGAAAUGGUGUGUAGCCAUGAUGCAAGGCAUACUAUCAACAACCACUGUGUGGGUGUGCAUUGCAUUAUGGGUAGCGUAAGCUUUAUGUUAUUAACACAAACAACACACCACUCCUCUGUUCCCAGCUAGGCAUCACAGAGUGUGCAGUGAAGCGCUGUGUCCUGCAGAUCACCAGUGCCCUGGAGUUAAUCCACGAGCACGGCCUGGUCCACCACGGCAUCAAGCCUAAGAACAUCCUGCUGCUGGACGGGUCAAGCUGGCCAACUUCGGCAUGGCCCAGACGAGAGGCACUCUGA